Messenger RNA from Ochlerotatus camptorhynchus, 3193 nucleotides. It is a transcript of the gene Nmdar1, whose product is annotated as NMDA receptor 1. Gene Ontology annotation, molecular function: NMDA glutamate receptor activity. Bases 107 to 2995 code for a protein of 962 amino acids. The record is from RefSeq and is a predicted model, not a curated record. The transcript is spliced from 15 exons. Gene Ontology annotation, cellular component: synapse; plasma membrane; neuron projection. Gene Ontology annotation, biological process: ionotropic glutamate receptor signaling pathway; monoatomic ion transport; chemical synaptic transmission. Lineage: Eukaryota; Metazoa; Arthropoda; Insecta; Diptera; Culicidae.
AUGUCGUGUGUCAGUGUUCUUAGAUCUUCAUGUUUUGUCAACCAUUACAGCGUGUGCUGCUUAUUUACAGUCCAAGGCGCACCACAUGUAAAUUUUGUGUCGAAAAAUGGAUUACAAGCUAGUUUUACUGCUUUCCUUGUUGAGUUUGGAAGUAUCCUCACAAAAAGCAGGUGGAGACUAUCCUUCGUUCUUCAAUAUAGGAGGUGUCUUAAGCAACAACGACAGUGAGACUCAUUUUUCAAUGGUUAUUGCGCAUCUCAACUUUGAUCAAACAUUUGUACCCAGAGGUGUCACCUAUUACGAUAAAACAAUCCGCAUUGAUAAAAAUCCGAUCAAAACAGCUUUGGAUGUUUGCAAGCAUUUAAUUUCACGAAGGGUAUACGCCGUUGUGGUGUCGCACGAACCUACUGGAGAUUUGUCGCCAGCAGCAGUUAGUUAUACAAAUGGGUUUUACCAAAUUCCAAUUAUUGGUAUAUCGUCUCGUGAUGCUGCCUUUUCCGACAAGAAUAUUCAUGUAUCAUUUCUGCGAACAGUACCACCAUUUUACCACCAAGCUGAUGUAUGGCUUGAAAUGUUGAGUCACUUCGGAUACACAAAGGUUAUUGUCAUUCACAGUUCUGAUACGGACGGCAGAGCAAUUCUGGGACGUUUUCAAACUACUUCACAAACAAAUUAUGAUGACGUAGACGUUCGAGCAACCGUUGAAAGCAUAAUUGAAUUUGAACCAAAGCUUGAAACAUUCACAGAACAUUUGUUUGAAAUGAAAACAGCACAGUCCAGAGUAUAUUUACUCUACGCAAACACUGAAGAUUCCUACGUUAUCUUUCGCGAUGCUGCACAAAGUAAUAUGACGGAGACUGGGCAUAUCUGGAUUGUUACGGAACAAGCACUUCAGGCCAACAAUACCCCUAUUGGAGUUUUGGGUUUGAAAUUAAACUGCUCUAAUAAUGAAAAUGAGCACAUAAGGGAUGCAAUAUAUGUUUUGGCUUCUGCUAUCAAGGAAAUGAUAGUCCAUAACGAAACAAUCACUGAAGCACCGAAAGAUUGUGAUGAUACGGGCGCAAUUUGGGAAUCAGGGAAAAAGAUGUUCAACUACCUGAAAACACGAAAUAUAAAUGGUGCAACAGGACAGGUUGCAUUCGACAGUAAUGGAGACAGAAUAUAUGCUGGAUACCACGUCAUAAAUGUGCAGCUUCCACCAUCAUCGCUCAAGCAAAAUGUGAAAGUUGGAAGCUUUUUCUACGAUGAAGAGAAAAGAAGGAUGAAACUCAAAAUAAACGACACCGUCUUGAUUUGGCCAGGAAACACUGAAAAAAAGCCUGAAGGAAUAAUGAUACCAACUCAUUUGAAAGUACUUACCAUCGAAGAAAAACCCUUUGUGUACGUGCGUAAACUGCUAGACGAUGAAAUUGAUUGUGAAGAUGAGGAAAUCGUUUGCCCACAUUUCAAUUCAACUGAUGGAAAUGAAAAAGACUACUGUUGCAAAGGAUAUUGUAUAGAUUUGUUGAAGGCACUGGCUCAACGAAUUAACUUUACCUUUGAUUUAGCCUUAUCUCCAGAUGGCCAAUUCGGACACUAUCAACUAAAAAAUCAUACUACGGGAAUAGGAACUAGCGUAAAAAAAGAAUGGAACGGACUAAUCGGUGAACUAGUAGCCGAAAGAGCGGAUCUAAUUGUAGCACCCUUGACUAUCAAUCCCGAAAGAGCUGAAUUUAUUGAAUUUUCGAAGCCUUUCAAAUACCAAGGCAUUACAAUUUUGGAAAAGAAGCCAUCUAGGUCAAGUACGCUGGUAUCGUUUUUGCAGCCAUUUAGUAAUACUCUAUGGAUAUUAGUGAUGGUCUCCGUACAUGUAGUUGCACUGGUGUUGUACCUUUUGGAUAGAUUUUCUCCUUUUGGACGAUUUAAAUUAACUACCAACGAUGGAACUGAGGAAGACGCACUCAACUUGAGCUCUGCAAUCUGGUUUGCAUGGGGAGUCUUACUGAAUAGUGGAAUUGGUGAAGGAACCCCUCGGAGCUUUUCGGCACGAGUGUUAGGAAUGGUUUGGGCAGGUUUCGCAAUGAUCAUUGUUGCAUCUUACACUGCCAAUUUGGCUGCUUUCCUUGUGUUGGAGCGACCGAAAACGAAGUUAUCUGGAAUUAACGAUGCACGCCUUCGUAAUACAAUGGAGAACUUAACUUGCGCAACAGUUAAAGGAUCUGCUGUUGAUAUGUAUUUUCGCAGACAAGUUGAACUCUCUAACAUGUAUCGUACAAUGGAAGCAAAUAAUUAUGAUACUGCUGAACAAGCAAUUCAGGACGUUAAAGAUGGAAAAUUAAUGGCAUUUAUAUGGGAUUCUUCACGUUUGGAAUACGAAGCAGCUAAGGAUUGUGAGUUGGUUACGGCUGGAGAAUUAUUUGGAAGAAGUGGAUAUGGAAUUGGCCUUCAAAAAGGGUCUCCUUGGACAGAUGCGGUUACGUUAGCGAUACUGGAUUUUCAUGAGAGUGGCUUCAUGGAAUUACUUGACAAAGAAUGGAUCUUCCAUGGGAAUAUCCAGCAAUGUGAACAAUUCGAAAAAACUCCAAAUACAUUGGGUCUUAAAAAUAUGGCUGGAGUCUUCAUUCUUGUUGGUGCUGGAAUCGUUGGAGGAAUAGGGCUUAUCAUAAUCGAAGUUAUUUACAAAAAGCACCAAAUAAAAAAGCAAAAGAAAAUGGAAAUAGCCCGUCAUGCUGCCGAUAAAUGGAGAGGAACUAUAGAGAAACGUAAGACCUUACGUGCUUCCCUUGCGAUGCAGCGACAGUACAAUGUAGGUCUGAAUUCCGUUUCCAAAUCAAUUAGUCAAGCUGUUGACAAAAAUCGCUAUCCAAAACUCAAUCCAUUGUCACGUGCACCAGAAAGAGCAUGGCCCGGAGACCAUGAAAUAGCUCGCAAUCGUAGAAACAAUGAUAAUUCAUACAAGCCACCGCCAAGAUAUAUGCCAACCUACGCUACUGAUGUAUCUCAUCUAGUUGUUUGAAUAGACGAGUUAGUAUUCGGCUUAUAAGUGUAUGAAGUGUAUGUGAAAACAAAACGGACGACUAAUGCCAUGUUCAAAUUAAGGUGUUAUAAUAUGUUAAAAGACUAACUUGAUGACAUUUUUCUUGUCGAUGAUUAUUGUAACAUAAGUCAUUGAAACACAAUAUUAAAAAAAAAAGCAUUAUGUUUAAUGACUAGA